Molecule: messenger RNA, 903 nt
Organism: Daucus carota subsp. sativus
Lineage: Eukaryota; Viridiplantae; Streptophyta; Magnoliopsida; Apiales; Apiaceae
Product: protein P21-like
Exons: 1
Coding region: 24-740 (238 amino acids)
Biological process (GO): defense response
Cellular component (GO): extracellular region
Source: RefSeq, a predicted model, not a curated record
ACAAAUAUUAAAACACUUAUAACAUGUACUCUAGCACCAAAAUGAGCUCCUUAGCAACCCUCUCCCUGAUCAUCCUCUCAACCCUUCUGAUCACCACAAGAGCCGCCAAUCUACUAGUCCGAAACAACUGCCCAUACACCGUAUGGGCAGCGGCCGCCUGGCCCUCCUCGCCCCCUCUCGGUCGCCAGCUCAACACCAACGACCAGUGGUCCUUCGACACGGCCCCUGGCACCGCCAGGGCCCGUAUCUGGGGCCGAACCAAAUGCAACUUCGAUGGCUCCGGCCAAGGCUCCUGCGAAACCGGAGACUGCGGAAAACUCGCCUGCACAGACUACGGCAAAGCACCAAACACCCUAGCCGAAUACGCACUAAACCAAAAUUCACCAGGAUACUACACGAACCUUGAUUUUUUCGACAUUUCAUUAGUAGACGGAUUUAAUAUUCCUAUGGAAUUCGGGCCUACUGGAAACUUCGGAGACAAAUGCGAAGUACGAAGAUGUACAGCUGAUAUCAACGGACAGUGCCCCGCGCAGUUGAGAGUCUCUGGCGGAUGUAAUAAUCCGUGCACCACUUUUAAGGAGGAACAAUAUUGUUGCAAUAACGGACCGUGUGGUCCGACAGACUAUUCGAGGUUUUUCAAGGGGAAUUGCCCUGAUGCUUAUAGUUAUCCUCAGGAUGAUGCCACAAGUUUGUUUACUUGUCCUGGUGGCACUAACUAUAAAGUUGUGUUCUGUCCUUGAGGUUGAGGAUCGCUUUUCAUGAAGACAAGUUUGGAGAAUUUAAACAUACAUCAAUAAAGCUGUCGUAUACCAGCACAAUCAUCUUCGUGUUGUACUAGUUUCUUGGCAAUAAAAUUUAGUUUGCAUGCAAACGAAACUAUAGAUGCUUCGUCUGUUUCUUAUC